Molecule: messenger RNA, 3222 nt
Organism: Anopheles darlingi
Lineage: Eukaryota; Metazoa; Arthropoda; Insecta; Diptera; Culicidae
Gene: Sec5
Product: exocyst complex component 2
Exons: 6
Coding region: 236-2986 (916 amino acids)
Biological process (GO): Golgi to plasma membrane transport; exocytosis
Cellular component (GO): exocyst
Source: RefSeq, a predicted model, not a curated record
UUUUUGCAUUUUUCGCGUUUUUCGUGAGUUUCCCUGAGUUUUCGUGCGAUCCAGAGUGCUAAGAGUGAAGUUUGCAACUCCCGCCGUCGUCCCCGUCGAAAAAGAAUCUUGGAAAACCGUGGAAAAAGCAGAAAACCAGAGCGCGAAGAAAAAACGGAGGUACCUACGAUAAGAGAAUUUUCUUUGGAUUUCGGUGUGGGUUAUCUAUUAGCACGAACGUGCCGAGUUCCAGAAGAUGGUAAAGAAUCCGGUCGUGACGGGUAUAUCGCCGAAAGAGGGUCCUCCGGGAACGCGGGUCACGAUACGUGGCGAGUUUCUCGGGAACAAAUCGACGGAUCUUAUCGGUCUCACUAUCUGCGGAUGCGACUGUCUGUUAUCGGCGGAAUGGAAGUCGGACAAGAAAAUCAUCGCACGGACGGGUGCGGCCAAAGGAAAGGGCGACAUCAUCGUGAUCACACGGCAGGGCGGUACCGGUACCUCGACCGUACAGUUCCGGGCGUACUAUGAAACGAUUGGACCGAUGAAGGAGUCGGCCGUAUGGAUCGAGGAGUCACCGAUGCAAUCCCUGGCCUGGGGCCGUCGCUCGCUCGCCCCGACCGGCUACACACAGGAAGACCCGCUCGGUCUUUCGAACGAAGGCAAUGAAAAGAAGUUCCCCGAAGAUCUGCGUGACAUGUUCCCCGAAGGAUCGGGAGAUUUGUCGCAGGAAAGUUUCAUGCCCGGUUGGUUUCUGCUGGAAAACCAUCACGCCACCUCGUUCGAGGACCUGAAGGCGGGCUUGUCCUAUCUGAGACGGCGCGUCGAGAGCCAGAAGGAGGGACAGCUUUCGUUCUUGAAAUCGAAUGCUGGCUCGGUGAUUGAUCAGCUAGACACACUGAUGACGCUGCGCGAUCGUAUUACGCAAGACAAUCGCUUGCACGGAAAGGAACCGGUCGCCAAGCUAGAUAAAGCGAUCCGUGGUUCGAUUGAAGCGUCACAUGAACUGUUCCGGGAGGUGCUCGCUCGGAAGGAGACGGCUGAUGCAACGCGUGCCGCCCUUUCGGCCAUGUCGCGGCACAAGUUCCUGUUCUGUUUGCCGAACGCGGUCGAAAAGGCUGCGGCUAAAAAUGAGUUCGAUAUCGUCGUCAACGAUUAUGCCCGGGUGAAGAACCUUUUCGGAAAGACGGAGGUUCCGAUCUUCCGAAGGGUUCUCGAAGAGGUGGACAUUAAAAUACUGGCAAUCCGCCAGCAGCUGCUUGGGAAAAUCAAAGAGAUGCCACAAGGUGUCGAUCAGCAGAAGCGAAUGAUCAAGGCCCUGAUCAGCCUUGAAGCGCAGCAGGCCGGAACGAGUGUGGCCGGAAAGCUGAAAGUAGAGGAUCCCGCCUGGGAUGCCAUCGAGGCACGGGCAAAGCAUCUCGAGGAAACAUUCCUAAAAGCGUUCGAAGAAUACUCGGAAAAGGAAACGCACGGAGGCAGUGAGUCCAAGUCCCACCGGCACGAUCCCGCAGUCACUCCGGUGAGGGUACAGUUUUGUGAGGAAAUGACCGAAAUCGCCGCCAGCCAGUUUCCCGAUCUGUGGCGUCUCGGACAAGCCUAUUUCACUGGCGAGCUGCGUGGUGCGGCCCAACCUAGACCGGGUAACUUCAAGCGGAUCAUCCUGACCGCGAUUGAACAGUUUUGUGCGUACCUGCGCUCGGCCCUGCUCGCUACCGCUGGUGGCCAUCGUUCACUGUCCACAGUGGGCGCACCGAAAGGCUUACCAUCCUGGCCAUCGGUCAAUCCAUCGCUUAAUUUUCUCAUCACCUGGCUACCACACUGUCUACGGUAUGUGCGCGUCUCGUACGCAACGCUUAUUCGGCUCGAUCUGCCAAACGAAGCCCUCGACAUCGUACUAAAGCUGAUCAAUGAACUACGGCUCUACUGUCUCUCCACCAUCCUGCGGAAAGCGAAUGAACGCGUGAAGAAGCUACACGAGCGGGAAACGUGGGAGCUGACGGUGGUCGAGUUUGCCGGUGCCACUAGUUUACCGGCCAAGCUGCGGGAAAUCUUGGUCGAGGCAAUCGAUGAUGCUCAGGUGGCUUGCCUGACACCGGAGGUACGCGAAUCGACCCUGCUCGAGCCUCAGUCCGAUGGUCAACGCGAGCUUUCCAAGAGAUUCCAGGACAUUCUCGGUUCCUUCUGUAAGGUGCUCGAAACCCUCGCUCUACAGCGAUCGGAUGAGGAUCCACAGCAAGCGCCGAUCUUAUCGCAGUUGAUCGGAUUUCCAGCGACACUAUUGCACCAACAGCAGCAGCAACAGCAGCAACAGCAACAGCAACAACUGGGCAAUGACGGUGAUAAGCGCGAGUGGGGUGCUAACGCAUCGAUCACCUGGGAGCAGCGAUUGCUUUGCUGUCUGUCGAACUGCAUCUACUGCAAUCGUCACUUCUUCCCUCAGCUCGGUGAACUGUUCUCGCGCCACGGGUUCCCCGUACCGACACUGGCCAUCGAAAAUUCACGCUCGACCGUAAACGCUCUGUUCGCCAGUUUGCUUGAAAUGUACGUCGAGCAUAAGAGUGAUCCGCUGGUGGGGACGAUCGAACCGUCCAUGUACUUGGGCCGGUUUCAGUGGGAUCUGGUAGGACCGUCGGAGAAGCUUAGUCCCUAUGCGCACGAGUGUUUGGAUAAUCUCGUGUCGGUGUACUCGGAGAUAUUUGCCAUCUCUCCGUUUCUGUUACGACCGCUACUGGAACCGAUCGUGCAAACGGUAGCCGAAGAGCUGGCCCGGCUGAUGUCCUGCGUGCAAAAGUUUAACGUUAAUGGUUCCUUGCAGGCCCGAGUUGAUAUCAACGUCAUACGGGAUGCGGUGCGCGUUUACAGUAACGAAACGGCAAAAUCGUUCUUCGUAGAAGCAUUAGAUACAAUACCAGCCGUGCCGGACAGCGAUGUGAAAAUCGCUGAGACCGUGAAGACGAUCAAAAGCAAUGUCCGUUUGCAGAUCAUGUGCCUUCAGGUGGUGGAUCCCUGAUCGGAUGCCUUCAUAUGGAUUACGUAUCGUUCAACGAAGAAAUCCAUAACGAGCCAAUCUCAUCGUAUCGCGUAGGGCAAAGCGAAGUUGAUCAGUAGCUGGGUGCAGUUGCAGAAGGCAUGUGCAAGCGACUAGGUAGUAGCUAUUUAUAUCAUCGAUUAACUACAUUCGUAUAACAGUGCUUAUUAACAUUAAAUCUACUGAAUAAAGUAUUGUACCUAGUUAUUCUGUUCAAA